AUGAUAUGUACAGGGCAGCUAUCGAGGACGCCAGAAACAGAAUCUUCUACAGCCAAGUACCGCAACAUCGAGACUUCCCCCUCCAGUAAGGCUGAUCUUUCUUUAUUAGCUAUCCGAGACAAUUUGCAAGCCAAAGAUGUCUCGAAGGGGAAGGAAAUUAAAAUCUUUCUUCCGGACUCUUCCUAUACUCGACUCGACCGCGAGGUUCUUGGGAAGUAUGGCAUGACAGUUGUUGACGGGGACUUUGGCUGCCAGGCUGGAUUCGUCUUGGCCGACAAGAAAGCACUAGUUGUCGUUUUCGACAUGCCUCCCGAUAUAUUUCCGCUUUUCUGGGAGACAGGCAGACCUGUGGCGUUUCUUUGCGGCACGCCUCUCGAUAAGUACCAUUAUCGAGACAGCCCAAUAUACUUUACCACCCUGCAUGAUCACAAAGGCGAAGUGGUCGAUGUUCCUGCUUCUGGCCCAAUUUGA
Messenger RNA from Hyaloscypha bicolor E, 471 nucleotides. RefSeq lists its product as uncharacterized. Lineage: Eukaryota; Fungi; Ascomycota; Leotiomycetes; Helotiales; Hyaloscyphaceae. The coding region runs from base 1 to 471 and encodes 156 amino acids. The record is from RefSeq and is a predicted model, not a curated record. The transcript has 3 exons.